This is a messenger RNA of Arachis stenosperma, 1628 nucleotides long. Its product is annotated as isoliquiritigenin 2'-O-methyltransferase-like. Gene Ontology annotation, biological process: methylation. The transcript has 4 exons. The record is from RefSeq and is a predicted model, not a curated record. Bases 60 to 1157 code for a protein of 365 amino acids. NCBI's taxonomy places the organism in Eukaryota, Viridiplantae, Streptophyta, Magnoliopsida, Fabales, Fabaceae. Gene Ontology annotation, molecular function: protein dimerization activity; S-adenosylmethionine-dependent methyltransferase activity; O-methyltransferase activity.
AUACACUAAAUUAGAGUUAGUUAAUUAAAGAGUAAUAAUAAUUAAAGUAGAUAGCAUAUAUGAAUAUGAUGAGUUCAAUAACCACCAAGGAGGAUUAUGAUGAUGCUUUCACCAAAGCUGCUUCCUUUGCAUUUGCUCAGGUGUUUCCUGCAAUCUUGAACGCUGCUAUUGAUAUGAACUUGUUUGAUAUCAUAUCAAAGGCAGAGAGUUCGUUAGGCAUGUCAGCUUCUGAGAUUGCAUCUAAGAUUCCAAAGCAACACAGUGAGAUGGGUAGCAGACUUGAACGCAUGCUGCCAUCAUUGGUGGCUCAUUCUCUUCUGACUUGCUCCAUUCGCACCAUUAAUGAAGACGGUGACACUGAAAGGGUUUAUGCAGUUUCUCCUGUUGGAAAAUACUAUACUAGUCAUGAACAACGAGGCUCCUUGGCUGCAAUGUCAACUUUAGUCUAUCGAGGAUACCGUCAUCUUUGGACAGAUACAAAGGAUGCAAUAUUGGAUGCUAACAAUGACAAUCAUUUCGAAAAAGUGUAUGGAAAGUUGCCAUUUGAAUAUAUGGAGACAGAUAAAGAGUUAGGUAAUCUUUACGAGCAAGCAAUGUCACAAGCUGGCUCUUUAGGAAUGAAAUCAACCCUUAAUGCAUAUAAAGGCUUUGAGGGAGUAUCAACGUUAGUUGAUGUUGGAGGUGGAUACGGACAAGUCCUCAAACAAAUUCUCUUCCACUAUCCAUCAAUUCAAAAAGCAAUUAAUUUUGAUUUGCCUCGUGUUGUCACAAAUGCACCCCCUCAUCCAGGGAUAGAGCAUAUUGGAGGAGACAUGUUUAAAAAUGUUCCAAAAGGUGAUGCCAUUUUACUCAAGCAUGUAUGUCAUAAUUUUGGAGAUGAAGAAUGUGUCAAGGUUUUAAGAAACUGCUAUGAAGCUUUGCCACCACAUGGGAAGGUCAUAGUUUUGGAUACUUUAUUGCCAGAAAUUCCGAAAUCAACAUCGUCUAAGGAUACUCAAGCUGUGGAUCUGGAUUUUCUUAUCUUUCUAUUUCAUGGUGGAAAGGAAAGAACUGAAAAACAAUUUGAGAAAUUAUGCAAGGCCUCAGGAUUUUCACGGUUUCAGGUUGCUUGCAAUGAUUCCUCAAUUAUCGUUGCAGUCAUGGAGUUUUACAAAUAAAAAUUAGAAUAAAAUGACAAAUAAAUUUUUAAAAAUUUAUAUUUUAAAUAUAUGUAUUAAUUCUGAAAAAUAUAUAUGUAUAAUUAGUAGUGUGAAUGAAUAAUGAUGAUGGCGUCAAAUUAAAGUUUCAUAUAUGUCUAGUUUUACUAUUCAGGUUGUCCCACAUUAAAAUCCUUAUCCACUUGCAUUAAUUUGCUUCUUAAUUUCUUGCUUUUCAUUCCUCUUCAAUUUUUUUUUAAUAAAUUCUUCUGCAAAACAUUGAAACAAACUCUGUGGCUACUAAAUUGCAUGGAAUUCAAUCUUUAUUUUUUUGUAACAUAUAUAGAGUUUACCCACCACACAUGAUUAAUGAUGAAGAUCGAUAGAUGAGUUUUCUGUUGUUAGCAUCCGAAAUUAAGAAAAGUCUACAAUGUGUAUCUCACUAUCUCGUGACCUGCAAUGAUGUAUAAGCAAGAAAGCUCAUUUAAUUUA